Messenger RNA from Plectropomus leopardus (leopard coralgrouper), 3089 nucleotides. RefSeq names its product SR-related and CTD-associated factor 4-like. The record is from RefSeq and is a predicted model, not a curated record. Gene Ontology annotation, molecular function: RNA polymerase II C-terminal domain phosphoserine binding; RNA binding. Gene Ontology annotation, biological process: negative regulation of termination of RNA polymerase II transcription, poly(A)-coupled. Gene Ontology annotation, cellular component: nucleus. NCBI's taxonomy places the organism in Eukaryota, Metazoa, Chordata, Actinopteri, Perciformes, Serranidae.
CUAGUAGCUUUCCCUAGCACAGCUUUCACAAGCAAUGUGAACAUAUCAGGAUCAAAAUAGUCUUUCAACGUCACUGUUUAUGUUGUUAGCUAGCGUAAUAUAACUGCAAGUGGUUAUGAUUUGAUAGAGUAAUAAAAGAGGAACGUUCGUCAACCGAUUUUCAACAUAACAAAUCAUCAUGGAUGCAGUGAACGCGUUCAACAUGGAGCUGUUCUCCAUGAUUGACGUGAAGCCUCCAAUAUCCCGUGCUAAAAUGAUGUCUGUAACAAAAUCAGCCAUCAAAGCUAUCAAGCUUUACAAACAUGUUGUCCAGAUUGUUGAAAAGUUCAUCAAGAAGUGCAAGCCAGAAUUAAAGGUCCCUGGUUUAUAUGUGGUGGAUUCCAUUGUUCGACAGUCACGGCAUCAGUUUGGUGUUGACAAGGAUGUAUUUGGACCCAGAUUCUUGAAGAAUUUCACAGAUACCUUUCAAAACCUUUACCGCUGCCCAGAGGAUGAUAAGAGCAAAAUUAUCCGUGUCCUGAACCUGUGGCAGAAGAAUGGUGUGUUUGACAUGAGCAUCAUUCAGCCUCUGAUGGAUAUGGCCAAUGGAGCCAUUGUAGACCUACCUGCCCAAGCACUGGAAGUUCCCGCUGACCCUCAGCCAGAGACACAGCCUCCCGUCACCACUGCCCCAGUCGUGCCUGCUGUGCCUCAGCUACCCACACCUGAUGCCUUAGCUGCUGUGGCACAGCUUUUUCAGUCCCCUCAUGGUCAGGAGCUGCAGAGGAUGCUCCAUAACUUCCAGCAGGCAGAUAAGACCCUGGCAGCCACCAUCACAAACAACAUAACAACCCCACCCCAGAUGCCUGCCACCCAGCUCAACCCGUACAGCUCACAUACUGAAAAGAAAAGCUCUUUAGCUGAGAAACUCCUUGACCGAUUUGACUAUGACGAUGAACCAGAUGAUAUAAUGGCAAAAGAUGGCAGUGGCCAGUCGCUAGGCAUUCCUGAAAAUGUGUUUAACCAGUUUCCUGGUCAGAUGCCCUACACAGAGAGUGUUCAUCCACAUAUGAUGGGACAGUCUGGCUGUACAGAGCAUGGUGAAGGGAUGAGUCAUGAUGAACAUCACAUGAUGCUCGAUGGAUACCGUUCCAUAGAUGAGGCUUAUUCAAGAUCACGGGGGAAUUCAAGAGAAGACUCAUCUAGGCACGAGGGCAGACACAGAGGCUAUAGCAGGAGAUCAAGGUCCAGAUCUGGUUCAAGAUCUCCAAGGAGAAGAAGAUCAAGAUCUUCGUCUCGUUCAAGAAGGUCAAGGCAUCGGCGCUCUCGUUCUCGCUCCAAAGAACGUCGCUGGAGAUCUCGCUCUCGUUCUCAGGACAGGAAUGAAAGAGAGAAAGACAGAGAGCGCAGACAGAAAGGUCUUCCCAGCAUGAAGAGCCAGACACUCAGUGUUUGUAGCACUACACUCUGGGUUGGACAGCUAGACAAGAAAACUCAGCAGUCCGAUGUGAUGUCACUUUUGGAAGAGUUUGGCCAAAUUGAAUCCAUCAAUAUGAUUCCUCCGAGGGGUUGUGCCUAUAUUGUUAUGGUUCACAGACAAGAUGCCUACACAGCCUUGAACAAACUCAGUAGGGGGUCAUACAAAGUUAAUCAGAGACCUGUUAAGAUUGCUUGGGCUCUGAACAAAGGUAUAAAAUCAGCGCACAAAAAGUUCUGGGAUGUGGAGCGGGGAGUUACCUACAUCCCAUGGAGCAAAGUCAAAGUUGAGGAGUUGGAGAGCUAUCGAGAAGGGGGUUUGCUGGACGCAGAGACACUUAAUCCAGAGUGGAAUCAUGGCAAGGACAUCAAUAAGCAGGCAGCUGUGAAUGGAGCUCUGCAAAGCGUACCGGCAGAUGGAACUGUCACUGCUCACAUUCAGGUGCCAUCAGUUCAACAGGCAGAACCCAUCGGAAGUCCACCUGCUUUUCCUGGCCCCAUCAUGCUGUCCCCUCCAUCCAUGCCUCCAGGAGGACCUCCUUUCAUUCCUCCUGAGUUUGACCCUACAAAGUUGACACCAGCAGGAAGUGUAAAACCCCCAGAGGAGUCCACCAAGGAUUCUACAGGAGACAAAGGCACACCCUCAGAUCCGGUCACUGCAAACAAGCUGGGGUCUCCAGUAGCACCGAUGAUGACCCUGCCAGGCCCAGGGGUCAUUCAUGCUCCCAGGCCAGGGAUGCCACCUCUGCAGCCUCCCCCCGGAAUACCACCUCCAUUCUUCCCACCACCAAGCAUGCCACACAUGCCCCCGCACAUGAUGCCCGGAGGACCCAUGUUUCCACCAAAUAGAUUCAGAAUGCCGAUGCCCUUUCCACCACGUGGCCCCCCUUUCCAUCGACAUCCCGCUAUUAGACCAGAGGACAUGGAUGACAGAGAAGGGAGGCCUUUCCGAAAUGGGAGGCCAGGGUUUGGGCCCCCACCCUUCCCCAGAGCGAGGUGGUAGAGGUGAAUGAUGGACCUUAAGGGGGUUGAUUCUGAAUCACUGUGACAGAUACUGAGUAUCAGGGCAUUUGGUUCAACAAGGACUGCUGUAAACAACUGAGGUGCAGAAACUUCUUUUCAGACUUUAUUUUACACCACCAGAAUCUUUUCUUAGUGUCAAAUAAAAAAUGAAAAACAAGACACCAUGUUCUGAAUGUGGUUCGUUUUCACCAGAGAGUUCACCAGAGAAGUGGCUGUAAAUACUGUACGUGCUUCUAGCUGUUUGCUAUCUUUUUUGUAUAUCUGAAGUUGUCUAGUUUAUGCUCAAGUCUAAUCUCAUAGUUGGAGGUAAAAACAAAGUGUGUAUUUUUGAGCUUAUUCCCUCACCAGAGUUUUUGUGUAUGGAAGGAGACUGUUAAAAUCUAUAAUUCAUACCUUUUUGGUAUUUUGUUUUUAGUAAAAUGCAUUUGUAACACACUAAUGUUCAAUUCUUCUUAAGGGAAGAUGGAUUUCACUUCAAGCAGAAGAGAAUUUCAUGUCCUGCCAGUAGAGGGUAGAGUAAACCCUGUCACUAUGGCCAACCUCUGUUGUACAUUAAGGUCAUACUUUGUAGGAUCACGUGGAGUGAAUAUUAAAAAGAGGUAUUACCAUUU